AUGGAGGCAGCAGCGCCGGCGGACGCGGGCACGGCGUUCGAGUCCGACGACAGACCACCGGCGCCGCGGGUGAGCAAGCUGGCGCGCGCGCCGAGGCGGAGCAGGUCGGAGAAGAUGGGCCCGCGGGUGCUGCAGCUGAGGCGCGCGGCGUCCCCGCCGCCGACCCCCGAGCUGCGGCGGUCCGAGUCGGAGAACGGGCGGCGGCGGUCGUCCGUGUCGGCGCGCGACGCGCGGGCGUGCGGAUGGGGCGGGGCGCGGACGAGUUCCGGCGCACGGUGGAGGCGUUCAUCGACAAGCACAAGCGGUUCCACCGCCAGGAGUCCAUGA
Miscanthus lutarioriparius is the source of this 327-nucleotide messenger RNA. The record is from the annotation of a GenBank genome assembly. Lineage: Eukaryota; Viridiplantae; Streptophyta; Magnoliopsida; Poales; Poaceae.